Penicillium maclennaniae is the source of this 1605-nucleotide messenger RNA. It is a transcript of the gene mfsA, whose product is annotated as glucose-inactivated glycerol proton symporter STL1. Gene Ontology annotation, molecular function: carbohydrate:proton symporter activity. Gene Ontology annotation, biological process: transmembrane transport; carbohydrate transport. The record is from RefSeq and is a predicted model, not a curated record. Lineage: Eukaryota; Fungi; Ascomycota; Eurotiomycetes; Eurotiales; Aspergillaceae. The transcript is spliced from 2 exons. Bases 1 to 1605 code for a protein of 534 amino acids. Gene Ontology annotation, cellular component: membrane.
AUGUGGACAACAACCUGCGGCUUGCGGGGCAAGAAGCUCCAUCUAGCCAUCACCAUCACUUCCGUCGUGGGCUUCUCCCUUUUUGGGUAUGAUCAGGGUUUGAUGUCUGGUAUCAUUUCCGGAUCCCAAUUUGUUAAGGAAUUUCCCCCUCUUGACGACAAAAUCCGUCCCAUUCCCGACGGUUAUAGCAGCGAGAAAGCCUUCACUUCACAUGUCUCCGUUCUCCAAGGUGCCGUCACGGCCUGUUACGAGCUAGGCUGUUUCUUCGGUGCCAUCUUCACUCUUUGCUUUGGUGAGCGUAUCGGCCGUACUCCCCUUCUGGUGACCGGUGGUAUCCUAAUGGUAAUCGGCCAGUUCGUCGUCGGCCGUGUCAUAUCCGGUCUCGGUAACGGCAUGGACACCGCUACUAUCCCCGUUUGGCAAUCCGAGUGCUCUCGCGCCCACAAUCGCGGCUUCCUCGUCUGCUUCGAGGGUGCUAUCAUCGCCGUCGGUACUUUUGUAGCCUAUUGGAUUGAUUUCGGUCUUUCCUACGUCGAUUCUUCGGUUCAGUGGCGGUUCCCCGUUGCUUUCCAAAUUGUCUUCGCUCUCGCCGUCAUCGUUGGAGCUCUGAUGCUUCCCGAGUCACCUCGUUGGUUUGUCAUGCGGGGCCACGACCAGCAGGCGUUGGAGGUUCUGGCAGCCCUGAACGACAGCUCUGUCGACGGGGAGGAUGUACUUACCGAUUAUAAUCUGAUGAAGGCCGACUUGAAUGCCCAGGAAGGUGCUAAGGCCAGCUGGACCACCCUCUUCAAGUUUGGCAAGACCCAGGAGUUCCAGCGCAUGAUGAUCGGUUGCUCUGGUCAGUUCUUCCAGCAGUUUACCGGCUGUAACGCUGCCAUCUACUACUCUACUCUGUUAUUCCAGAACAACCUCAACAUCAAAGGCAAGCUGUCGUUGGUUUUGGGCGGUGUCUUCGCCACGGUCUAUGCUCUCGCUACGAUUCCGUCCUUCUUCAUGAUUGAGAGGGUGGGUCGUCGCAAGUUGUUCCUGAUUGGCUUCGCUGGACAAGGUCUUUCCUUCAUUAUCACCAUGGCUUGCCUGAUCGAUCCCACCACUCAGAAUGCCAAGGGCGCCGCCGUUGGUAUCUUCCUGUUCAUCUGCUUCUUCGCCUUUACGACUCUGCCGCUGCCUUGGAUCUAUCCCCCGGAAAUUAAUCCUCUCCGUACCCGUACCAUGGCUGCCUCGGCUUCGACCUGCACCAACUGGAUUACCAACUUUGCUGUCGUCAUGUUCACACCGGUGUUCUCCUCCACCAGUGGCUGGGGUAUCUACCUCUUCUUCGCCCUGGUCAAUUUCAUCGGAAUUCCCUUCGCCUGGUUCUUCUACCCUGAGACUGCUGGACGUGAUCUUGAGGAAAUCGACAUCAUCUUCGCCAAGGCCCAUAUUGAGAAGAAGUGGCCUUAUCAGAUUGCCAACCAGAUGCCCAAGCUCACCGUUGAGCAGAUCUCUCAGAUGCAAAACGAGCUGGGUCUGGAUACCCCGGAUCACCGGAUCGCAUCCGAGUCAGAGAAGGCCGAGAUCGCGAUGAGCAGUGGCGAGAGCGAGGGAAAGCACGCCUCUGAUUAA